Mugil cephalus (flathead mullet) is the source of this 3809-nucleotide messenger RNA. RefSeq lists its product as uncharacterized. Bases 23 to 1336 code for a protein of 437 amino acids. The transcript has 5 exons. NCBI's taxonomy places the organism in Eukaryota, Metazoa, Chordata, Actinopteri, Mugiliformes, Mugilidae. The record is from RefSeq and is a predicted model, not a curated record.
GCCGUGUGAGGACAGAACACGUAUGAAGGGUCGUUGUUUACCUGUGAGAGGAGACCACAACCUGCUGCCCCCCGACACACACUCUGCGUCGGGGGUCAGGCUGACAGGGGGCGUGGCUUCCAGCUGUCAGCCACCCACUGGGUCGUCAAGGCAACGACUGUCAGCGUCUCCGACUCGUCGUCUGCGAUUUGAGGACGAGACGGAGACGGAGGCGGAGUCUCGUUAUGUGGAGCGACAGCAGCAGAGGAGACAUGUGGGACAGCAGGGGACAGGUGUCCUGUGGGGGACAGGUGUCCAGCGGGGGACAGGCGUCCAGCGGGGGACAAGCAUCCAGCGGGGGACAGGUGUCCAGCAGGGGACAGGUGUCCAGCAGGGGACAGGCGUCCAGCGGGGGACAAGCAUCCAGCGGGGGACAGGUGUCCUGUGGGGGACAGGCGUCCAGCAGGGGACAAGCAUCCAGCGGGGGACAGGCGUCCAGCGGGGGACAAGCGUCCUUGGGUCUAAACCUCACCUGAACUUGUACGUCAGUAAGAUGGGGGCGGGGCUUGUUGACAGACAGGCAGUAGUGGGGGGGCAAAGGUCAGGAGAUUUAGGGGCCAACCUGGACCUCCGUCUACACCCACCUGUAACAAAUGACAGGGGGCGGAGCUUAAACCUGCGGACUGAACCAAUCAGAGAGACCCAUAUUGGUUCUAUCACAGCUCAGGUGGAACGUAAUGGUGCCCAGAAGCCCAAGACCACGCCCACCAAUGACCUGCCAGUCAAUCCCUACGCCCCGGACUGGGUGGCCACGCCCCCUCAGCCCUUCAGAUGCCCCGCCCCCUUGUCUCCACCACUGAUUACGUCACAGACACGGGCCAGAGCCAAAGGCACCAAGGCAGCACAGGAUCUAAACCAGAACCAGGAGCAGCACCAGUCUGUGGUGGAGUGGAGGGAGGAGGACGGCCUGAAAGCCAAGAGCUCCUCCUCCUCCUCCUCCUCCUCCUCCUCCUCCUCCUCUGCAGGGAGGGGCUCAGCUGAGAGCCAAGCUCCGCCCACUCACCUCAGUCCUGACGAGGCGUCUCUUCCUCAACGGUUCAGCAGACACGAAUCUUCUCGUCUUUCUCUGCGACAUUUUUUCUCUAACGUCCGACUGACCAGGACUCGAACUAACAGCCUGGACCGGCUCAGCUCCGGGACCAAGGCCUCAGAUCAUGAUCCGGUCUCUUCAGGCACCAGAAGGUCUUCGCACCCACUGAGGAAAUCUCCGUCAGUUCAGGACUUCCCUAUUUUCCAACUGAGGAAAUCGUUGUCGGUUCAGAGUUUUGGAGUUUUGGAGCAGAAGAAAAAGGACUGAUCUGACUUCAUACCUGCUGGUUUUAUAACUGGACCCUGAUCAUUGCUUUACAGUCUCUGGUCUAAUGACCUCAUUACUGACCGUGAACUGGAUCUUCUACAUCUGAAUGAGACUCAGCAAAACCAGCAGGAUUUUGUUGCCCUCAACCAAGCUGCUCCCCUGAGUUAUGUGUAUCUCCAGAGACCCCAUUCUGUCGCCAUGUUGGUGGCUGAGUCUGGGUCUCCUCAGCUCCUGGUCGUCCUGCUCUACGUUUCCAUCCACCCUCCUUCUCGGGGAUUUAUUUCAGCAUCCAUGCAGAUUCCACCAGCUGCAGACUCGCUGCUGAUUUCUGUUCCCUCUCAAAGCCCGUCUGCUACUUCUCCUACAUCUUAAAGAAAAAAACUUUGCAUGCGGUAUUUUUCACAGCAGAGUUGAGAUGUAUCAAGAGUGAAAUGGGGAUGAAGUGGCUGUGUACACAUGCAUCAACUGCUGCUGAUCCUUAGAUCAACGACACCUGGAGGUGAUGCUGGGAAACCGUCAUAAGAAUGUAUUGGCAGGAGGCAGCGUUACUCUGCUUCAUAUCCACUUCUUUUUCAAUUUAGUGUUUUCGCGCUUUUCUGAUUCUGACUCCACAUCACUGACAGCAUCACACACAUCUGGAACCUCAGGUAAUAUGUAACAAUGCCAGAGGACGUCUCUGAUCUUAAUCCCAUCUGAAUCGACUGUGUCGUGAUUUGUAAAGUCAGAAUUGCACCGUAAAUAAUUCUGGUAACACAAAGGUUCUGAGAUAAGACUAAGCCAGUGUCAAUCAGCAUCGCAGUUUCUUGUCACUUAAGAAUUAUGAAGGAUGUUCCAUGAAUCCAAGUUUGGGAGCAAAGUGGGGACGUAGCUGAACUAUUCACCCGUUUAGACCAGGGAUUAAAUCAUCAAAUCAACCAUUAAUGUGUAAAUCUGGGUAAGUGAGGCUCCACUUCAGUCUUCAUGUUUUGCGUAUUUAAAUGGGGGUGUGGUUUUAUGUGGAUAUUUUUUUAAAGCUAAGUUUUUGUACAGCACAGAGGCCAACGCCAUUAAACAAGAAGAAGAAGAAAUGGGGGCGUGGACGAAGAUGGGUGGGGGUGCUCCGACACGUGACUCAAUUCCUCGAUGAUUGGGACACAAGGAAAAAGUGCUUGGAUUCAUGUGUACGCGGAUUCUUCAUACGUCAGGAUUUUUGGUUGACCAACGUUUCUGGUUUUGAGGUUACGUACAUGAGGCCCCUGGUCUGGACCCUGAGGUUCUGGAAAGAGCUUCAGGCCCCUGGUCUGGACCCUGAGGUUCUGGAAAGAGCUUCAGGCCCCUGUAGUCAGCUACACAUACUAUAGAGUCCAGCACUGAGACCAGCCUCAUCUAAAUAACCACUGACCUGCUUAUUGCUGCAGACCCUGGAAAAACCAGCAUCCUCCUCCUCCUUGACCUCCACCACUGUCCUCGUCCUUGGCAUCACCGGCUCAGAAUCUAUCCAACCGGUCUCAGUUUUAUUUGUACUGUAGCUCUGGAUAAAGUGAGGAUACAUUUUUGGUUUGUCCUUUGUGGACUUUCAACUGUAAAUUCUUCCUCAGUAAAAAGAUUGUGAUGUGACUCCUUGGAAAGAAGUUUCUAAAAAUGAUCAUCUAUCAUUUUAACAGCAACUUCAAGAAAUAAAUUAGUCUUUUUAUCUUUUCUGGAGUUUAUUGAAAUAAAAUCCACCUGCAGACACAAUAAAGACACUGACAUCAAACUAUAACAGUCAUUACAUGUUCAAACUCACUCUGACUUAAUCGAUAUGAGAAAUAAAACUGAUUUACUGCAGUUUUAACAAUAAGACAAGAAAAUACUGAAUGAUAUGAAAUGUGUUGAAGACGUCUGGGUGGAUUAUUUAUGUCUGUCUGCAACAUUUAAUUCAGAUUGUUUGUAAUUUAUUCAGAAGCUCUGACCUGUGCUACGUACCACAACCUGAUGAAGUCAUGUGACGCUUUAAAUGAGGUAACCCACUUCACAAUAAAAGCCUGUUAGGAGGAAGGCUUUUAUUGUGAAACAGGAGUAAGUGGUUAAAUUAAGACCUGAUUAAUUAGUCUGAACAUGAGCGAUGCUUCCAGAGACACACAGGUCAAACAAAAAAGACGCUUUAACACUGAACACAAGUUUUCAGUCGAUGAAAACAAACAAACACAAAAUUGUAGUGUUUCUACAUUAGUUUCUACAUUAGUUGGGUCAAAAAGUGUUUUUUCCACAAACCAGAACCAGAUGGAUGGACAGACAGAUAGAUAGAUAGAUAGAUAGAUAGAUAGAUAGACCUCAGGGUUUGGAGUGUUAACGGUGAAAAGUCUGAGUUGAGUUCAGUAACGAUGAUGAUGAUGAUGAUGAUGAUGAAGAUGAUGAUGAAGAUGAUGAUGAAGAGCAGCCAGCACCUGAUUCCUAACGGUAACGAGUCCAGUGUCCUCAGUGAGACCAGGGUUCAGGUCCUCAGACAUUUAAA